UCACUUUAAUAGUACUAUAUUAGUUUCAAAAUUUAAGUUUUUAAUUAUUUGUAUCUUACAUAAAUAAUAAUAUCAAUGGUAAUUUACAAUUUUUCAGUUGAAAGUAAAUCUUAAUUGUUACCUACUAUAGUUUCUUUAAAGUUUUACAAAAAUUAGUGUGUACUACAAUAUUAACUACAUACCUACUACUGGUUGGCAUUAUCAAAUUAUCGCAACAUUGAUUUAUGGUUUAACCAACUGUUAUGAAUAAUGAUUCAGGUAUAAUUAGUUUUCAACAUUGUAAUCAUAAGAACAUAUACUGUAUAAACAUUCCAACUAAUUGUCCUAUUUGCAAAAAAUGUUUAAAAUAUAUGCAAAAUAUUCCAGUCAGAGUUCCUUAUCCUUUUGUAAGAGCAUCUCAGCAAUCAUGCUCUAUUAUCGUGAAACCAACUCAAGGCGAUUUUUUAAAUAACUACCAAUUAAUGGAUGAUUUACAUAUUGGAGUAACAUCUUCAAGGGGUACUGUUGUAUCUUACGAUUGGAAUGGAAUCAUUGAGGAUACAGACAAUUGGCAAGAAUGUUUAGUUGUGUUUCAACUAAAUGAUCAUUUUAUGGAAAAAUAUUGGGAUACUGUAUUAACAAAUAUAGUAAAAAAUGAAUGUUGGAACAGUUCUAGAUACAACGAAGAGGAUCACAAUUGUUUUUCGUUCAUAAUAGCUUUUAUGAAACAGUUUUACACCUUCAAAUCGCCGGUACAUCAUAUCGAAACGAGAGAAGAUUUUGCAGAAUUAUAUGUAGCUCCAACUACGAUAAAAGCUUAUAAAUACAUUUAUCUCUACAGAAAAAUAAUACAAAAUGGUUUCUAUAUUUACAGCCAACCGUCGAAUGAAAUAUUGUGUACACAAUAAAAUACAACUACUGUACAUAGGUACAUAAAGUUUUUCUUUUUUAUGUUUAAUAUUAAUAUUAUUCCAUUUUCAUCAAUAGUCAAAUUGGCUUAAAAUUAACUGUCGAACUGAUAUACUUUAUUUAAUUUGACAGUAUUGUGGUCAUAAAAAUCUUGAGAAUGCUUAUCAGAAACGAUUUUUAAGGAGUUAAAUGUAGGCAAUAAGGCUGAGAAUCAUUUGCGCACAUAACACAAUAUAUUUUUUAAAUUUAUGACAACUCAUUUGUGCACAAAAUUGUGAACAAUAAAAACCAGCUUGUUUGUACAGUUUUUGGUGUAUAGGGUGUCUGUAUAUUUCUAAAGUAUAUAUGUAUUUUAUUUUUAAUCGUAAUUUCCUAUCAGUAUGAAUACCUACUAUUACCUACCUAAUGUAAUAAUCGCAAUUACCGUGCUCGCUCAAGUAUAUGAGCCGCGUGGGAGUGAGGGACAAGCUUUAAUCUUUAGUGCUUUAUUUCUUACACUAUUUUUAUUAAACGUUUCCAGCGAUAAUUGAUUAAACUUAUAAAGUUAUAAGUUAUAACAAACAUUAUACGCUUUAGUUCAGUUUCCGAUUGCGGUGUAUUAACAAUACGUUGCAAUAAAACUAUUUUGUUUAACACGAAGAGAAAACCUUAUUUAUUAAACAAUUACAAAUUUUGAGAAUACAGGCAAUUAAAAAAGGAUUUUUUUAAUUUUUGAUGUACUAAUAUACCUAUGUUGUAAUUUUAGUGUUAUAAAUAAUAAUAGUGAACAAAUUAUCGAUCAACUUAAAAGGUUAGGUUAUGAUUAGGUAGACAAAAAGUUUUAAGCCUUAUAGGGUGAAAGAAAAUGUUUGAGUAUUAUAUGUUUCACCAUCGACCAAUUCGAAAAUUUGGAGAGGUAUGCUGGUUAUGUACAUCCUAAGUGAUUAAAUUUCUCCGAAAAAAGAUUUCUAUUGUUCGAAAAUUAUGCACAAAUAAGUUGUAGACGAAAAUGAUUAUAAAAUUUGGCAAAAUUGUUAAAAAUCUUAAAGCGCGGGUGCUGUAAUAACUAUCGCGUAAUCUCAAUAUUUGCUUAAAAAUGAGUAAAGAUGUUGUACAAUGUACAUCUAAUUUUUUUUAUUUGUUACGGAUAGAAAAAAUUAGGUAUCUUUAUUUCUUUGAUUGUUGUUUUUAAGUUUUAAUAUUCCGUAUAAUGUACAUUUAAGACUUUAAAAUAGGUAAUUAUUAAUAAAGUCUAGUUGUGUCAAUCGCAAAUCAACAAAUGUUUAUACCAAUAAGCUUUAAAAAAAAAAUCCUUCGACGAAAGUAGGUACAAAUAUUCAUAAAAUCUACUUAUUCAUAAUGAAAUGUUUCAUGACAAUUCUAUGAUUAAAUAUGAAAACAUGUAUUUAUAGGUUUGAUUUUGUUAUGUUAGUAUCCUCUCCAACAAGUUUUGAUUAAAUGUUUUGUAAAUUGUAACUUGCAAUAAAAAUAAAAACAUCUAAUCUCUGAUAUGAAACACAAAUACCCUGGUCCUCGGUGGACAGUUAAACUAGAAUAUUGUGCUAAUGAAAAAUAACUGGAAAAUAGUGUUCUAAAGUGUUUCAACCCACCAAUUCUAUCCUAUCUUAUAUAUUUUGUGUGUUUUGGUUACUGUCUAAUGACAGAUCAGCACGCACAUCUCUACAAUGUUUAAUACUAUAAUUAUUUGUGUGUUAUAGUAUACGUAGGUAUAGAAUAGGUGCAAUAAUAAUAGAUAGUAGGUAAUAAAAAAAAAAAAAAAUGAUUAAUUAAAAACUUAGUUGAUUUUUUUUUCACGAUUAUACACUAGUAAUUAAUUAAUAGGGAACUUUAUCAAAAGUAUAAUCAUAAUAUAUAUCAUCAUAAUUAUGACAUUGACAUUUUAAUCUAGUAAUAUGUGUAUAUGUUUUAUAGAUACACUUAUGUAUAUAUAUAUAUAAAUAUACAAAUUGUACAACAGAUUUUUUUUUUAAAAACAUUUUGUAUACAGUGAGUCGUGUUAAAAAAUAAAAAAAAAAAAUAAAAAAAAA
Messenger RNA from Aphis gossypii (cotton aphid), 2915 nucleotides. RefSeq names its product MKRN2 opposite strand protein. NCBI's taxonomy places the organism in Eukaryota, Metazoa, Arthropoda, Insecta, Hemiptera, Aphididae. The record is from RefSeq and is a predicted model, not a curated record. The transcript is spliced from 5 exons. Bases 243 to 887 code for a protein of 214 amino acids.